AUGGAAAAAAUAAGAUGGGACAAACGGAGAAGCGAACCAAAUAGAAUUAAUAUUCUGAAAAAGAUUACUGCCGUAUUCUUCUAUGGAUGUUUAAUUGCGUAUCUGUGUUGGAUGAUCUAUGAAUUGUACCGUAGUGAAAAAACGCUUAUAUACUCAAGAACUAAUAUAGAUGGACUUCCUUCGCCAGAUAUUAUAUUCGGUUCGGAGUACAAAUUUGACACUUCAUGUUUAUUGAUACAAUAUGAUGGAAAAAUUUCACAAUCUGAAUGCCAAUCUUAUUUAAGCUCCCCUAGUUAUGAUCCCGAUAGAAAUAUGUGGAUAAAAAAAUUUGUAGCUCCAAACUUUACAUACCCUGAUCCUUCAACCCACUAUUACAAUAGAGACGUUAUUCGUAGAAUAGAUUUUGAAUUUUCUAUAAAUAGCACAUUUUAUCCAACUGACUGGGAUGCAAACAUGUGGGCAAUCCUAUUUGAUAGAGAGUCAAACGUUGUUUCUGAAAAUGGACCACAUUCAAUGUCUGUGGCAAGCGAUGUCGACUCUACAAUCUAUUCAAAUAUCUAUACUCUUGGUAAAGGUCAGCACAACGUUCUUAAAAUUGAGCGGACUAUCCAUAAGUUUAUUAUUCCAAGUGUACAAAAUUUAAUUAUUGGAAGACCUCACUUUGCAACCUUGCCUAUGUUGAGUAGUACAUAUGCCACAUACCCGCUUGUUAAUGUCAAUAGUAGUGUCUAUGCGCGGGUUUCCGUGGAGCCUUCCUCCUACAUGGUUAAUACUGAAAUAGAAAAAUCUAAUAUGACACUGCUCAAUGUAUUAAGUGCCUUAGGAGGUAUGUAUUCAUUAAUUGUGGCAUUAUAUGGACUAUUAUACGGUGAUAGAGCCAUUGAACCAUGGGGUUGGGUCCAACAUAUACAGUUAAAGUACAUAGGUUGUGGUUUUCGCAAAUUAGUUAUUGAGGAAUUAAGUCGUAUCGCUUACUGGGCUACUGAUAGAAGCAAGAAAUCUAGAGAGGAAAAAAAUGAACAAGAAAACACAAUUAAUAAGGAUAUAGAGAGCGCAGAGCAGAGCACAGUCAUUGGAGAUGAAGAAGAGAACACAAUUGGUGUCAAUAAAAAAGAGGACACUGAUGGCGAAAACGAAGAAGAAUGGACAAUAGAAAAACUCCAUUGUAAAUUUAAAAGCAUGCAAGAGGCAUUGGAGAACAUGCAAAAACAACAAGAGGCAUUGGAGAAGUUGCCAGAACGGCAAAAAGCAUUGGAGAACUUUCUGCAAGAUUACGUUGUGGAUAUGAAAUUUUAUAUUAAGCAUAAAGAUAAAGGUACGGACAGCAAUAAUUGA
Paraglomus brasilianum is the source of this 1335-nucleotide messenger RNA. The record is from the annotation of a GenBank genome assembly. Lineage: Eukaryota; Fungi; Glomeromycota; Glomeromycetes; Paraglomerales; Paraglomeraceae.